UCACAUACACGAAUGUCGACUGCUACGAUCCGUUGCCAGUUGGUUCUUAAUUCUAUGCUAUUGCUCCGACCGUUCGUUUCACGUGCGCAUCACGCGUUUUAACCGUUUUAACUAACGUACGUUCUGAAGUUUGCGCUUAACCAUUCGAUGGACAUCCGGUCACCAUGAAGUUCGCCAGUCUGCUGUUUUCCCGACUAGGCGUUAGAAAUGUGCCCGGUGCCAGGCGUUUGGCAACGUUAUCGGAUGAGCUUCGAUCGAAAUUUUCAGCGUUCGAGGGUGGCACCGUCCAGCUGACAAAGGAUUACCAUGCGGGCAUCGCUGAAGUUCACUUCAGCAAUCCUACGAAGAGAAACUCGUUUUCCGGGCACAUGAUGCUGCAGCUUCACGAUAUUGUCACUGAGCUGCGGUCUUGGAAGGAAGGCAAGGGUCUCGUGUUUUAUGGUGGCGACGGCAUCUUCUGCUCUGGUGGUGACCUUGACAUGAUGAAGGCGCUGAACACACCAGAGCUGGGGGCCCAGAUGGCAACCAUCAUGCAUUCAGCCCUAACGGGUCUUCGGGACCUGCCUCUCAUUAGCGUAGCCCUGAUCCAAGGCAGGGCUUUGGGUGGGGGAGCUGAGCUUACAACAGCCUGUGAUUUUCGCAUCAUCGUACCUGGAGCUGAAAUUCAGUUUGUUCAGGUGCGGAUGGGCCUUAUUCCUGGCUGGGGUGGGACCACAAGGCUGGUGAAGCUUCUGGGUGCUCACGAGGCUCUCAAGCUGCUGUCGUCGGGCCGAAAAGUUGGCGCCGAGGAGGCUCUGGAACUCGGGCUCGUGGAUUACAUCCUUCAGAACUACGAGAGUCCCCUAGAUGAAGCCAGGAAGUGGCUGGGACAGUACAUUGCUGGUGAUGCCCACGUCAUAAGGACUCUGAAGGAAACUGUUGUGAAAGCGAGAGAGCUAUCCACAGACGAUAGCCUCCGAGAGGAGCUGAGACUCUUCUCUACCGUGUGGAGUGGACCAGCCAACCGAGAAGCCCUGAACAGGAGAAUAAAGCACUGACGUGUGUUUCAUGUCCACCUGUGCCUAGCCCUUUCAUCAAGAAUGUUUCAAUGCAAAAAAUGUGUUGAUUAGGUUGAAUACCGACUGGGUUUAUUCUAGAUUAGAGACCCGAGUCUAUGCUAAUCGGCACUGCCUGCUUCAGGUUAUGUUUGUAUCUCGUGUGUAUUCAUGUCUAUAUAAAAUGUGCCGUUCUUGUACCUCUGCAGAACAGUUUUGCUACCUUGCUGCCAGCAGAAAUUUGCCACUUUCACUGGUGGCAAUUCUUUUUUGCUGAAUCAAGAUUUCAAAUAAAAGAAGUCAUGAGUGGA
Dermacentor silvarum is the source of this 1345-nucleotide messenger RNA. Its product is annotated as ethylmalonyl-CoA decarboxylase. Gene Ontology annotation, biological process: fatty acid beta-oxidation. Gene Ontology annotation, cellular component: cytosol. Gene Ontology annotation, molecular function: enoyl-CoA hydratase activity. The record is from RefSeq and is a predicted model, not a curated record. Bases 165 to 1037 code for a protein of 290 amino acids. The transcript is spliced from 5 exons. Lineage: Eukaryota; Metazoa; Arthropoda; Arachnida; Ixodida; Ixodidae.